AAUCUUUGUUUGGUUUUGUAUAUGAGCUAUUUCUAUGUUACUUAUAAUAUUACAAACCUAGCAAAUGAGAAAUUAAUAUUAGCCAUUUGUCAUUUAUUAAUCCUCUCAAGAUUAAGGCCAAUUCAUCCUUCAUCUUUCUAUGGUUCAUUCUUCUCUUAAAUGGUAUAAUAGCAGUACAUGGAAUGAAAGGCACAUAUGGAAUAAACUAUGGAAAAAUAUCAGACAAUAUUCCAACACCUGAAAAUGUCUUAAUACUUCUCAAGAAAAACAAGAUCAAGAACAUCAGAAUCUACGAUGCGGAUCAAAGAGUUCUGAAAGCCUUCAGUGGUUCUGGGAUCGAAAUCUCAGUUUGUCUUCCCAAUGAACUACUAAUAGACGUUAGCAAAAACGGAUCUAUAGCUCUCGAAUGGAUACAAGUUAACCUACAACCGUUCCUCCCUGGUACCUCAAUCCGAGGUAUCGCGGUUGGAAAUGAGAUACUAGGUGGCGAUACAGCAAUUGCGGAAGCAUUAGUGCCCGCGGUUAAAAGUGUGUACCGCGCGUUGAGGAAGUUGGGCUUAACCGAUACGAUUGAGGUCUCGACUCCACACUCUGAGGCAGUUUUUAACAGCACUUAUCCGCCUUCAGAUGGCGCCUUUAAACCGAGUUUGAUGCCAUAUUUGGGACCACUAUUGCAGUUUUUCAACAGAGUUGGCUCACCUUUUUACAUAAAUGCAUAUCCAUUCUUGGCCUAUAAAUUUGAGCCUACAAUUGAUAUCAACUAUGCACUAUUCAAAAAAAAUAAAGGGAUUGUUGAUCCUAAGACUAAGUUGCACUAUGACAACAUGUUUGAUGCCAUGGUUGAUGCAACAUAUAUAGCUUUAGAGAAAUUAGGGUACAAGAAAAUGCAGGUUAUCGUAUCGGAGACCGGUUGGGCAUCCAAAGGGGAUGACAAUGAAGCAGGUGCGACCCCUGAAAACGCCAGAACUUACAACUUUAAUUUGCAUAAAAGGUUGAUGAAGAAGAAAGGUACCCCUUAUAAGCCAAAAACGAAGGCCAAAGCUUAUGUCUUUGCAUUGUUUAAUGAAAAUUUGAAACCUGGACCAACCUCAGAGAGAAACUUUGGAUUGUUCAAAGCUGAUGGAAGUAUAGCUUAUGAUAUUGGAUUUAAAGGACUUGUAUCUUCUUCUCCAUCCUCAAAGGAUUUUGUACUACGAGGGCGGUUUUGGAUUUCUCAAUCGUUCAUUAUUGCGGCAUGUGCUACAAUUCUGGUUCUUUCAUAGAAUUAUAAUUUCAAGAUAAUUAUAUUUGAGAAUGGAUCCACAUAUUCUCUGUUGUUAUUUUUAAACAUUGGAAGAAAUUGAUGUCCUUAAGUUGUAUAAAAUAGUUGCAGUUUAUUCAAUUUGACAUUCUUCAGUAGCACCUGUUGAUUAAUAAUAAUUGAUUAUAGCCAUUAAGCAGUGUA
Molecule: messenger RNA, 1444 nt
Organism: Lycium barbarum (goji berry)
Lineage: Eukaryota; Viridiplantae; Streptophyta; Magnoliopsida; Solanales; Solanaceae
Product: glucan endo-1,3-beta-glucosidase 11-like
Exons: 3
Coding region: 183-1262 (359 amino acids)
Biological process (GO): carbohydrate metabolic process
Cellular component (GO): plasma membrane
Molecular function (GO): hydrolase activity, hydrolyzing O-glycosyl compounds
Source: RefSeq, a predicted model, not a curated record